UAUAAGUAAAUCUUAAAAGAACUAAACUUUUUGUUGUUGUUUGUUUUUUUGAGACAGAGUUUCUCUAUGUAGCCUUGGCUGUCCUAGAACUCACUCUGUAGACCAGACUGUCCUGGAACUCAGAGGUCCACUUAUCUCUACCCUCUGCUUCUCAAGUGCUGGGAUUGAAGGCAUGUGCCACUACCACCUGGCUACAAACUAAAUCUCAUUACAAAUAUUCAUUGACAAAUAAUACUGAAUCUGAGCUCAGAGUGUAGAGGUUUGGGAUGCUAAAAAGCCAUAGAGCAAUAUCCUCUUUUGAUUUGUACACAAAAACUUUGUACAUAGACCUGUCUUUAAUGUUUUCAUAAACUGUUGGUGAAACUCAUUUACGAUAUUUAGUUUUCUGGAUAUUAGUCAAGCUUUUACUCCUAUAGUUAAGCCUUAUGUGAACAGAGUAUGCAGCUGAAGUUAAGAGGACUUUCUUCUUGAUUUUAAAGGGCAGAUUUUAAAAAUCUCUGGAGAAUUGACAGGAACCAUAGUGAAGUCUGGGUUACAGUUUUUGGUGCCCAGUAGAUUUGUGCUCAAGCUAAUUCAUUCUUAGGAGAAAUGUAUACGGAACUAUUGAAAUUACCUAGUUCCACAAUACAAAGAAUACUUCCUGGGUUUUACUCUUGUGUUAUCUAUUUUGUGUCUUAAAAAUUGGCAAUUUUUCUUUAGCCACGUGAGUAUGCAAUUCUUUUCUUGGAUUAGAGAGAGAUGCUUUCUUUGCUCAUGUGGUUUGGAAAGGCUUCCUCUCAUGGUUGUUUUCAGAGUGGGAGGCAUUCCAUUCUGAAGGUCAGAGAAGUCAUGACACAUAAUGGGUAAGCUCAUCAUCUCCUUACUUCACAGUGAUUUCAGAAGAGCAUGAUGCAGGCAGCAAAGUAAGCCUUGGUCAUGAUGUUCUGUGGCAGAACAUUUGGGUUUCCCUACAGGUGGAAUCAGUAUGAAGUGAGUCAUUAGUCAUCACAUUUUCUGGAAAAGUCAGAAGAGAAAAAGUUUAGUGAAAUUGAAUACAGGCUUAUAAUUCACUUCUGUCAUGCACAAGGGAGGAUGAUGUUCUGCAUUAAGUUUGUUCACCCAAAAGGCUCACAAUAGCAUUGUUCUUAUGCUAAGUGCCAACUAGAAAAGAAUAGAAAGAGAACACACGGGUUUUGAAGUCUUUAUUGGAUAUUAUUUAUGUUAGGAAUGUGUAAAGAUGCAUUGUGCAAACACAUCCUUUUUAUAUGAUGGAGAAGGGCAUAAAGACAGUGGUGGUAACAGGCAAUGUGGAGAGCUAAAAGUAGUUAAGGAAUGGGAAAAGGACAUGGAAAUGAGUACUCUGAAAGACCGGGUCAGGAGGGAAGUAUUGGAAAUCACCUUAGCUGAGGAACGGAGUCCCUGCAUAAAGGCAGAAGAGACUUUAAUUCACCACAGGUUUUCUGGAUCAAGAUUCCCAUUCCCCAGGUGGAGAUGAUCCCAAAGAGCAGGAAUCUGACUGACAGACAAGCCCCUGCAAAUGCUAUUGUGUUUAUUAAUGGGAAACCCCUUGCAAAUUCAAACUCUGACUAGAAGUCAUGUUUCAAAAGACCAAAACCUGUCUCAAUACAAAAAUCUACUUCUUUGAUGGCUAAAAAGUUCUUUGAAUUGAGUGAUUGAUUCAGUGUUCAAGGCUCCCACAUCAGAAAUGCAGACGUGUCAGAAGAAACAUUUCAGGGAUGUGUUAAUUUGAUUUUUAGCUUGUUCGAUGUUUUGGAUCAAAACUUGUUUUCAGAUCUGAUGGACUAACAGGGCAAACAGGAGCUAACAUAUUGGGAAUUUGAAAUUAAGGACUUUUCCAUAUUUCCAAUCAACAUUUCUAAAGAGUGUUUUUCAGGGUAGGUCAGUUGAGUCUUAGCCUUGGAUACCUUUUAGUUGUUGCCUGUUGGAGGACAGUGAUGACAGCUUGCAUUCCAAGAUGUCAUGGCUACUCAUAUUUUCUAUGAUAAUAUGAUUCUAGCUAAUAAAACAUUUCUGGAUUUCAUAGUCUGGAGAAAAAUUGCCAGCUUGGAAAGUCUACCAAACCAUGAGGAUGAGGAGAAAGGAGUAUAGUUGUCGGAUAGAAGGCUUUCGAUUCCUCUGUGCUAUCUAAAUAGAAAGUCUGGCCCCUUCCCCCUUCUGCAACAAUGUAUAGGAAACUUGGAAAUUUCUCAUUUAUUUACUGAGUCACUUUUAGGAGUACAUAAAAAUUCACUUAGGGGUAGAAAUUGUGUUUUAAAAAAAUCACAAAGCUUUUCCCUUCACAUUCUCCUCUUCUUCCCUUCUCCCUAGUCUUCCCAGGGACAGAUGUUUAGUUGAUUGACCCUUGUAUCUGUGCCCAGGCUCCUUCCUGUGUCUUAGUGCAAGUUGCCACAUGCAUUCCUAAAUUAAAAAAGUAUGUGACUGGCUUUGGUCUCCUAUCCAGCCUUUCCUGGCAUGCCAGUUGCUGUGGAUAGUAUUGGGUAGGAAGGCUCUCUUGCUUUUUUUUUUUUUUUUAGCUGAUGGUUGCUUACUGCAUUUAGAUUCAAAACUCCAAACUCAAAAAAUUCCUAGACACAGCAGUUUUAAGGUUGCACUGGAGCAUCACUGAGCUUAGUGGCAAAUACUCUUGUAAGGAAUAGUUAGGAAGCCAGCUUUGGUUUUCAAAGACAUAGCCCUCCAUUCAAAGCAGAAAGGGCUCAGUGGAUGGCUUUGACCAAGUGGGAUGCAUUCCAAACUCACACAGCUCCCAAAACCUUAGCUAACAUUAGGUUUCUAAUUUUUCUCUUCCACAACCUUCCUCAAUUCUCAUCGACCAAGGGUUCAGGCUUCUUUCCAUUCCUUCCCAAUAUUUUUGAUUAGAGGCUCAGGCCAAAACUCUCAAUAGGAAUGCUUCCCUGAUCUCCAGAGGCAAAACUUGCCUAAUUAAAGAUGGUCAUUGGCCAUGAAAAUAUCUGUGAAAUGAGUCUAUGGGAUUGAGAAUUUUAGCCCUCUGGGUAGGGCUAAGUUGGCUUCAGAAGGUGCCCAGAAAGACAAGGUCUCUGGAUUUUAGUCACCAAGAACCUCAAAUUCUCUACUGAGUUUUUCAGUCUACUGAAUGGGAUUGACUUCAAGUUGUAUGAUUUUGGGAUGUUGGACCUGAGUAACCUCUGAGGGUACCCAGGCCCAGGCAAAUCCCCCACCCUCCACCCCCCGCUGUUGAGCUGGAAGCAGGCUAGUGCUCUUGAAGACUUGUUUAUUUUUCUUGCCUGUGGGUUCUGCUUUUAAUGGAUCUUGAAGUCAACAAAACUCCCCACACGGUGGCUCUCUUGACUAAAGUUGGGCAUUGAAUGGUGAAUUUUAAAUGAGUAGUCCUGGAGAUUUAAAAAUAUUUUUCCAGAUUGAACUCAUUUCAGAAUUCAAGUGGGAGGCAAAAGUGAGAAUUUUAAUGGAGUUCACCUUUGACUGGAAGGGAGGCAGAAGUCAGGAAAGCCACUGUAGGCAAUAGUUCUGGGCAAGUUUGUUAUGAAAAGCAGUUCUGCUGGAUUAUCUUUCCUGUUCACUACAGGCUCUUUGGGAGGACCAGGGAAGGUGGCCACUGAGCAUGUAGUUCAGGAACAUAGACACCCCAGCCUAAAAUAUCAGACAGCUAUAACACAAAGAGAAACACCUCCUGUGUAGAAGUAGUUUGUUGAUAGUACUCAAUCUAAAGCUAGGAGGAAAUUAAGAGAAGAAAGGUAGCUUUGGAUCAUUCAAAGUCAGGAAAUAAGGAAGAAUUUCGAUUCUUGGAGAAAGUAUUAAACCUCAGAUAAAGGUGGAAAUAGCAUUAAAAGUGAGAAAUACUGUGCCCUGGAAAAAGUACUCCAAAAUAACAGCUUAUUUAAACAUUUAUUUAAACCCAAAUCACAGUAUAGGAAGCACUUCCACUUAAUUGUAAUUUCCUGUAUUUUUUGUGUGUAUAAGAUUCAAAUAGUGAAAAUGUAUACUAACAGCUAUUGAUGCUUCUAUUUCUCCUUGAAAAGAAGGGCUCUCAAGAUCUCUUAAUGAACCAGAAAUUUGUGAAUCUUCUGGAAUUACUCAGGUGCUUAGAAGUUUCUCAGUGGAUGUGAUCUUUCCUUAUUGCUUUCUUCUUCUCAUUUUAUUUUUAGUUAAAAAUAUUAACUAGCCCCAGGGAAGUGUUCCUGGUAGCAACCUUCACCAAGAAAACUUGUGCUGGGAAUCCUCCUGCAUUCCCAGUCUGUAUUUCCCCAAACAAAAUUCAAUAUGUAAGAGAAAUUUAAGAGACACACGUCUCACCCUUGCAAUCUUAAAAUUUCAAUUCCUGCAGAAAACAUAGUGCCAUGGUUUCAAUUUUUAAAAUCAGUAAGAGCCACAGAGUGUGAAAAUGUGCAGAUAAGGAAGGUAGAGAUCUAAAUACCAGGACUAAGAAGAAAACGCUCUGCACUGAGGCAGGGAUUAAGAAGGUUCUGAGCACUGGAACAUCCGUGGACACAGAACGCAAGGGAAGAUGAAUAUGAACAGUAAGAGCACCACUGCCAAACCUUCAGAUUUAGAGGUGAAAAUUAAACCAGUGGCAAUUUUCAACGUUUAUAGCAUCUGCGCCCAAACAGUUCAGCACCAAGAGCCUGGACAGCACCACAGGUUCUGCUCCUAGUCUCAUCCAUCAAUCUACUCAGAAGACAGACUGUCAACACAGCCCAGACUCAUUAGAUAUUUACUGAAAAUCCUCUGAGACUUUACUUUAAAACACGAAACGACUUCCACAUUUAGUUGCCUAUCCGGAAAAACAUACGCAAGGAAUUACGAGAUCUAAAUAAAAAUUAUUAAUAGGAGAGCUUGAUGGUGCUUAAUUCUAGAGACCAGAGUUGUCAUUGGUGGGGGGUUGAGUAAAAUGUAAAAAGAAGCAGGAACACAGUAAAAACACGACUUCACCAUCCUCUAAAUUCUAGGAGUUCUUUACUUGUCUUUGUGAAAUGAAUGAAAUCGAAAACCAUCAAAAUAAUUGGACUUCUUAAAAAUUGGAUUGUGUGAGUGAAAGGUGUUUAUCAGAAGCUGAUGACUCCGGAUCUUAUCAUCCUGGAGGACAGCACAGAAUAGUUAAUAUGUUCCUUGAGGGACUAGGAUGCUGACGUCUUUUACUGAUACCGGAUCAUUACGUGACUGGGAAAAAAGGAAGUCAUAUCAUGAAUAAAAAUCGGAGUGCAACAGUGCAACCAAAAUAUUCUGUACUUGAAGGCAAUUGCAGAUAGAUGUUGACAAAGAGGUGUCUCCUGAAACCACAUUCGGACAGCUUUUUUUGUUAACUGCAUAUAUAAAUACGAGCAGAAGGCCAGUCACCUCUGUCAGCAGCAGCAGAAGCAGCAUCUUCAGACUCAGCCUGAGACCUCGGAGCAGAGAAGACACCAGCUCCAGACAGUGACUGAUGCCUCUCUGGUUGUGAUUCCAGCGCAGAAACUCGAAGGAGCCCUUUGCCCGCCGUCCUAUUUAGUCAACUCUUUCCUAGCCGCGAAUGACCAUGUGUAGCGGAGCAAGGUUGGCCCUGUUGGUCUACGGGAUAAUAAUGCAUAACAGCGUCUCCUGUUCACCUGCCGCCGGACUCAGCUUCCCUGGGAUCAGACCAGAAGAAGAGGCUUACGAUCAGGACGGAAACCCGCUGCAAGACUUCUACGACUGGGACCCUCCGGGCGCAGGGAGCCCCGCCUCCGCGCUGCGUGACGCCUACGCCCUUUACUACCCAGCCGACAGGAGAGAUGUCGCCCACGAAAUCCUUAACGAAGCCUACCGCAAAGUCUUGGACCAGCUGUCCGCCAGGAAGUACCUGCAGUCCAUGGUGGCCAGGGGCAUGGGCGAGAACCUCGCCGCCGCCGCGGUGGACGACCGGGCACCCCUUACCAAACGCCACUCGGACGGCAUCUUCACAGACAGCUAUAGCCGCUACCGAAAACAAAUGGCUGUCAAGAAAUACUUGGCGGCCGUGCUAGGGAAAAGGUAUAAACAGAGGGUUAAAAACAAAGGACGCCGAAUAGCGUACUUGUAGCGAUGAGUUGCCAGCUACCGUGUGUAUAAAAUGAAAAGUCGUUUUCCAAAUUGACUGACCAGUCAUCACUCAUGUGUUCUUUCCAAACAUGUAUUUAUGUAUCAAGUAAAGCCAUUAAAUGACUAUUUUGAUAAUAAUAUUGUUUUUCUUUUUACGAAGCACUAGAGAAUGCACAGAUAUACUUUGUGGACCAAUUAUUGAUAUAUAUUAUAAGUAUAUAUUAAGAAUAUAUAUAGGUAUAGCAGAGAGCAAUUCAUAAGCGUGCACAAAGAUUGAAAAUUCGCCUGAGCUGUUUAUGUUUUUAUAUAAAAUGAAUAGAGAAAAUAGACAACCAUUGUUUUGAAUAUUACUCCUAUUUUUGUAAACUGGAAUUAAAGGAUAGUAUUUUUAUCCACAACCGGCUUGAAGAUACCAAUAAUGGCCAUUUGUACAAAAAAAAAUGAUGCCCUGCUCCAGGAGAAUUCUGAGGUAAUGACUUGGGAAAUUGCUGAAGGGCUUUCUUUCCUUGUGAGUCUCUGGGGCAGGCUGCUUGAACCCCAGCCUAACUAACUCAAGUGGGCAUUGUCCCACUGGUUGCGGGACAAUUCCAACACUUUCAUUUUCUUUGACUAUACUUUUAUGUGUAUCUGUCUCUCCUCAGAGUCCCAGCCCAUAAGGAAAUUCUAAUUACUGAACAGCUCGAUCCAAAUUGUGCUUCUCCCCAAAAUUCAUGUCAUUUCCUUGGAGAAGAGUCGAGGAACUGUACAGAAGAGACCAGCUUGGAGAGAAAGCGCUCUUUUUUGUACUUCCUGAUUCUUCAGGGAACUGACUAUCCUAAAGCUAGGGCAAUUGGAACAAAGUGAAAGAUAAAGAGAGGACUGGAAGGGGCAGAGCAUGGGGUGUGGAGGAGGACCCUGUAGAGGGACUGAUUUGAGAGUUGCCUCAGGUCUGAGAAUCUGGGGGCAAGUCUAGUCCCUCUGCAGGUUCCACUGCCUGACAGAUCAGGUGCUGGUGUUGGAAUGAAUGAAUGCAAAGUACAAUGUGUUUUUCUCCAGUGCUGUCCAUGCUUUUCAUGUCGUGAAAUGACCAGGAUCCUCCCCUUUGAACACUGCUCUGCAGAAGCCACCCCUAUUCUUUGUGGUUUUUCUGGAGAACCUCCUUCCUACCCUUGCCCUCCUGCACUGUUUAAGAAUCUCGUAUGCCAUUUUCCACUCACUUAUCUUAAAUUUGUGAAUGCUAGUUAUUUUUUGUUGUUGUUUGAUGCAAGCAGUUACUGUGAAGUUUAGGAACCCCUGUUUAGCUACCACAGAGUGAGUAUGCACUAAAUAUGAACCUUUUGUUUCUUGUUUAUUGAGUUUGUAGGUAAAAUGUAUUUUUCUAUAUUAUGGCUUAUUGCUUAGUAAAAUUUAUUUCAUAAAACCAAUCUUUGUCAUAUUAGAAUGUGUAGUGUUCCAAUGCUGCUCAGUCUGACUAACUGAUAAAUCAUUUAAACCCCA
Molecule: messenger RNA, 7485 nt
Organism: Rattus norvegicus (Norway rat)
Lineage: Eukaryota; Metazoa; Chordata; Mammalia; Rodentia; Muridae
Gene: Adcyap1
Product: adenylate cyclase activating polypeptide 1
Biological process (GO): adenylate cyclase-activating G protein-coupled receptor signaling pathway; regulation of protein localization
Cellular component (GO): extracellular region
Molecular function (GO): hormone activity; neuropeptide hormone activity; pituitary adenylate cyclase activating polypeptide activity
Source: RefSeq, a predicted model, not a curated record